AGACCUAAUGGACAACACUCUUGGAAUUGAUUGCCCACAGAACUACCCCUUCAACAACUCUUGUGUUAGCACUGGAACUCCUAGAAGAUUAAGUAGAGAUUUUGAAGAAGGGCUUGUUGGUGACAUUAUACAACCUAGAAAAAGAAUCAAACUAAAUGAUCCAGAUGAAUCAUUUGGUCCAACUCUCCGUUCUCAUUCAACUCCUAGAAGAUCAGUCCGAAUUAAGAAAGCAACGAAUGAAAAACAGAGUAUAGCCGAAUCUUCUAAGCCAGGCAUCUCAACUGUUGCAUGUGGUAAAAUUGUUAUAAAACCAAGAGUUUACAGGCAUCAAGCUCCUAUCCUUCCAAAGCCAAACAGAACACUAGAAUUAAGGAAACAGGCAGCCCUCAAGCGUAGCGGAAAGGUAAAACAAACAUCAAAUGCUGUUGUCAUGAAGCCUCACUUUCAGAAACCUAAGCUUGCUCACACUGUUCCUAAAACUCCUGAAUUCAUCCGACGAAUGAGAGGUCAAAGAAGACGUCCCGUCAACCACAAGUCUCAUGCUGAGAAGGAAAAGGAGGAAGUAGAUGCCAUGAGGAAGUACAAGUUCAAGGCUGCACCAGUGCCUAAAGCUGUCAAAAAGCCUGCUGGUCUCCCAGCAAGAGUAAAAUCUGAUAAACCAUCCACUAAAGCAGUGACUCCUAAACUUACAAAGGGAAAGAAAAGGAAGUUUGUUGAGGAAAAGCCAAAAGAGUUUAAAGCUCAACCUGUGCCUGACUUCAGUAAGAAAGGUGCAACUAUGAAACCUGAUAAGACUGAAAAGAAGGCAGUAGAUUUGAAGCCAUUCUCAUUCGAUAAGAGAUAUACGGAUCCUAAUCAGAGCAGAGCUAAAUUAUUAGAAAAUCAUCUGAAGGAGCUCAAAGAACAGACAGCGUUUAAAGCAACCCCGUACUUCAAGCCUGGAUCUAGCAUUGCAAAAGAAAACAAGAAACCCACCAAAUUGGGUAUCAAGAAAGGGAACAAAUUCGUGCUACCUGGUGAGGCUAUUUCAAAGCGAAAGAAGGAGGCUUUUCAGAAAAAGAUUCGAGAAGAAGCCGAAAAGCAAAAAGCUAAGGCAAACUUCAGAGCGUCCUCCAUUCGAGGGAAGUAAAGGAAAUCCAUGUAAACUUAAAUCUAAUGAACACAAGACAUCAUUUGUUCUUUAUCCCUUCAUAACAAUGUGGCAUUGAAGAUUGAACUAUAAUUGGAACCCAGAGAAUUAUUGAAUUAUAAGAUAAUAUUCUGUAUAAAGUUGUAAAGAAGGUCCAAGAGCUCUGGAUAUAUUAAUUUUCAAUAAUUGAUCACAAAAUGAAUAGUUUUGAAUAAAAAAUAAAAGAAGUAUAUAUAAGUGCAUGUGGUUUCUUUCAACCACCUCAUUUCCUGUUUGUCUGCAUGAACCGCAUGAAAAAUAAUAAUCGAAAUAAUCGACAUUUUGAAAAUUGAUUCUUUGACUGAACUAACAGUUCAAAAUUGCAUUCUGUAAAUGUAUUUGCUCAGUCCCGUUCAGAGAGUGUUUUUAUUCUUCAAUGAAGAAUUAGAAACCAAUUUGAGUACGCAGCUACAUCUCAUCAUGAUGUUCUAUUUUAUAAGCUCUGACAACCACAAUCGAGGUACAUACUAAAAUAUGGAAAUAUCUGAUCAGCCUGGGUGACAUAAACACUCACUGUAAACUUAGUUCGGAAUGUUUUUAAUAUUAGACACAUGUUUUAAAAUGGUUUUUAGCAAUAAUUCCUAUUUUGUAUGAUAUUUUGGUAUUAAUUAUGUUCUCAUCAGCUCUAAUAUAGAAUAAAUUAUUUAGAUCCUGCAGUAUAAUUGUGUUUUACUGGAAAUUACUUGAAUAAGUGCUGAAGUGCUCCUGUUCUAAUAAAUUUUGUUUUAAAUCCAAUUAGCAAAAGCUAUAUCUAUAUAUAGUUAUGAGCAUAAUCUCUGCUGAAUGCUGAUGUUAAUUUUUAAUCGAUUGCAUUGAAACUUUAACAUCUCUAAUUUUCCAGAGUCUAGCUUAUGACUGAAGGUAGAGAUUGUAUGAAAGAAGCUGAUUAUAUGAAGAACUGCAACUGUGAUGAACAAUGUAGCCACAUUAAAAUAGAAAUAAAAACCGAGGAAGAAGAAUCACGAGAUAGGAAAGGAGGUUUCCGCUGUCCUAAAGGCUCAGGACACUACUUUUAUGAUGAAUAUUUUGAUAAUCAUAUCAGGGCACAUUGCAGCGACUUUAUUGAUACAAAUCAGACUGAUAAAGGUAUAGGAAACUCAACGAAAAUGCAGGCUACUGUUUACAACAAGAUUUAUAAUUCCAAGCCCAAUACCUAUGUUGACCAACAUUUUGCACAGUCUACGCGAGCAAUCUCUGAAAAUUAUCAAAAAACCUCAGAACUGACUAACUACUCCGUGAAAGCUUACAUUGAGCAAGAAAAGGUGCCAUCGAAUCUGUUAAAGUUUAACUGUUCAGAUUGUUCAUAUUCUACUAAUCGAAAGUUAAAUUUCAUUGGCCACCGUGGAAUUCAUAACGAUGUGAAACCUUUUCAUUGUUCAAGUUGCUCAUAUGCCUCUUUUAGGAAACGAGAUCUUAAUAGACACCAGAUGAACCAUUUAAAGGAAAAGCCUUACAAAUGUUCCAAUUGUCCUUUUUCCACUGGUGAUAAAUAAUAUUUUACAGUUCACCAGAGAAAUCAUUCUGGUGAAAAACCCUUCAAGUGUUCAGAUUGUCCUUUUUCUGCUUUUCAGAAAUCAAAUCCUACAAUUCACCAGAGAAAUCAUUCUGGUGAAAAACCCUUCAAGUGUUCAGAUUGUUCUUAUUCUUCUGGUAGCAAAUCGAAUCUUAAAGUUCACCAUAGAAUUCAUUUCGGUGAAACAGCCUUCAAGUGAUCUGCCUGUCCUUUUGCUUUUACCCACAAAUCAGAUAUUAAAGUUCAUCGGAGAACUCAUUCCUGUGAAAAACCUUAUUCUGUUCAAGUUCAGAUAUCAAAUAUUAAAGUUCACCAGAGACUUCACAGUUCACACUGAUAAAAAACUUUAAAAUUGUUCAGUUUUUCCUUAUCCUAGUUUCCACUGAUAAGAAAUGAAACAUAAUAAAUUCAAUUAAGCUUUAAAUAAUU
Messenger RNA from Bolinopsis microptera, 3110 nucleotides. RefSeq names its product targeting protein for Xklp2 homolog. Lineage: Eukaryota; Metazoa; Ctenophora; Tentaculata; Lobata; Bolinopsidae. Bases 8 to 1129 code for a protein of 373 amino acids. The transcript has 3 exons. The record is from RefSeq and is a predicted model, not a curated record.